This is a messenger RNA of Pteronotus mesoamericanus, 1833 nucleotides long. It is a transcript of the gene CPNE5, whose product is annotated as copine 5. Lineage: Eukaryota; Metazoa; Chordata; Mammalia; Chiroptera; Mormoopidae. The transcript is spliced from 22 exons. Gene Ontology annotation, cellular component: plasma membrane. Gene Ontology annotation, molecular function: calcium-dependent phospholipid binding. Gene Ontology annotation, biological process: cellular response to calcium ion. Bases 1 to 1833 code for a protein of 610 amino acids. The record is from RefSeq and is a predicted model, not a curated record.
AUGGAGCAGCCCGAGGACAUGACGUCGUUGAGCGAGUUCGACUCGUUGGCGGGCAGCAUCCCGGCCACCAAGGUGGAGAUCACCGUGUCCUGCAGGAACCUUUUGGAUAAAGACAUGUUCUCCAAGUCUGACCCAUUAUGCGUCAUGUAUACUCAAGGAAUGGAGAACAAGCAGUGGAGGGAGUUUGGACGAACCGAAGUCAUCGACAACACACUCAACCCCGAUUUUGUGCGCAAAUUCAUUGUGGAUUACUUCUUUGAGGAGAAGCAGAACCUCCGUUUUGACCUAUACGACGUUGACUCGAAGAGCCCUGACUUAUCCAAACAUGACUUCCUGGGCCAGGCCUUCUGCACCCUUGGAGAGAUUGUGGGGUCCCCCGGGAGCCGCCUGGAAAAACCCCUCACGAUAGGAGCGUUCAGCCUGAAUUCCAGGACGGGCAAACCCAUGCCAGCUGUGUCCAAUGGAAGUGGUGUUUGGAUGGAAAGUUUGAGAACCACUGGUCUGGAAGCCUCCGGUGGUGUCCCAGGGAAGAAAUGUGGCACCAUCAUCCUGUCCGCCGAGGAGCUCAGCAACUGCAGGGAUGUUGCCACGAUGCAGUUCUGUGCCAACAAGCUGGACAAGAAAGAUUUCUUUGGGAAGUCCGACCCGUUCCUGGUGUUCUACAGGAGCAAUGAGGAUGGAACGUUCACCAUCUGCCACAAGACUGAGGUCAUGAAGAACACCCUGAAUCCAGUCUGGCAAACGUUCUCCAUUCCUGUGAGAGCCCUCUGCAACGGGGACUAUGAUCGGACCAUCAAGGUGGAGGUGUACGACUGGGAUCGAGAUGGCAGCCACGACUUUAUUGGGGAGUUCACCACCAGCUACCGGGAGCUGGCCCGUGGGCAGAGCCAAUUCAACAUCUACGAGGUGGUAAAUCCAAAAAAGAAAAUGAAGAAAAAGAAAUACGUGAAUUCUGGCACAGUCACACUGCUUUCCUUUGCUGUGGAGUCAGAGUGCACAUUUCUCGACUACAUCAAAGGAGGGACCCAGAUCAACUUCACAGUGGCCAUCGAUUUCACAGCCUCCAAUGGGAACCCCUCGCAGUCCACGUCGCUGCACUACAUGAGCCCGUACCAGCUGAACGCCUACGCGCUGGCACUGACCGCCGUCGGGGAGAUCAUCCAGCACUAUGACAGCGACAAGAUGUUUCCCGCCCUUGGCUUUGGGGCCAAGCUGCCCCCUGAUGGCAGGGUAUCCCACGAGUUCCCACUGAACGGCAACCAGGAGAACCCCUCGUGCUGCGGCAUCGAGGGCAUCCUGGAGGCGUACCACCGCAGCCUGCGCACCGUGCAGCUCUACGGCCCCACCAACUUCGCCCCGGUUGUCACCCACGUGGCCAGGAACGCGGCCGAGGUGCAGGAUGGUUCCCAGUACUCGGUGCUACUCAUCAUUACCGACGGGGUUAUCUCGGACAUGGCGCAGACCAAGGAGGCUAUCGUCAACGCUGCCAAACUCCCCAUGUCCAUCAUCAUCAUCGGCGUGGGCCAGGCGGAGUUCGACGCCAUGGUGGAGCUGGACGGUGAUGACGUGCGGAUCUCCUCUCGGGGGAAGCUGGCUGAGCGGGACAUUGUCCAGUUCGUGCCUUUCAGGGACUACGUGGACCGCACGGGCAACCAUGUGCUGAGCAUGGCACGCCUGGCCCGCGACGUGCUGGCUGAGAUCCCGGACCAGCUGGUGUCCUACAUGAAGGCGAAAGGCAUCCGUCCACGCCCCCCACCUGAGGCCCCAGAGGGCUCACCCUCCCAGUCCCCCGCCCGCACGCCCCCUGCCUCCCCCUUGCACACGCACAUCUGA